ACAACCGGCAAUGAACACUACAAUGCCAAUGCAUGGGAAGCUGUAGAGCGGCGGACUGUAUAACUUUGGCAAUUCACGGUAGUAGCAGAGAUAAGGAAAUCUGCAUGUUUGCUGUCGGAUAGUCUGGGCAUCCCUGACCCUUCAGGUGGCUGGGUGCUGCUGCAGGGGCGUAUUUAGGCGCUGGGUUUGAACCUUCUUGCACAUCAGAUGCAUUACUUCUUGUCCACCCCCCAGGCGCAUUGAUUUCCUAGCACCUGUCAACAACGAAACACCAUACUUUCUGCUCGAAAGGAAAAUGUCCACAGGGUCAGAUCGCACUGGCAGCGCCACUGCGUCAGAGACUUCGGACUAUGAUGGUAAACUUGACGAAGGAGUGCUUUCAGCGCUUCCCCAUAACAGCAGAGUCUUGUCUGUUACUCCGUCAGGAGCCAGUGCAUGGGGUGAGACCAUGCGUAUAGAAUGCGAGUUGGAAGACGGCACCUUGAAAGACUUCUUUAUGAAGUGUGCUACUGGCGGAACCAAUCGCCGUAUGAUGGAAGGUAGUUUCGAGUCCGAGGCGAUCUUUCACCACUACGCCCCCGAGAACAUCCCCGAGCCUAUCGCCUUCGGUCACUACGAAUCAAGCCCCGACACAUGGUUCUUCCUUGCCCAAUUCUUUGACAUGGUCGACGAAGUCCCGGAACCAGGCCAGUUCAUUCCCCUAAUUGUGAAAAUCCACAUGCGUAGCAUGGGAGAGUCACCCGACGGCAAGUAUGGUUUCCAUGUGCCCACACAUUUGGCCAACCUUCCCAAUGAUAAUAGCUGGCAAACUACGUGGGAGGCCUUUUUCACCCAACUGAUGAGAAAGAUGUUUGAGCUCGAGGAGCUAUCUCAUGGCAAAGAUGAGAGACUUGAUUUCCUGAAAACUUCUCUGUGCACCAAAGUCAUUCCACGACUGUUGCGGCCUUUGGAAACCGACGGUCGAUCUAUUCAACCAUGCCUUGUGCACUCUAACAUUUGGCCUGGAAACAUGAUGCUGGAUGUGGAGACAAGUGAUGUCAUUCUGUUUGACUCCUGCGCAUUCUGGGGUCACAAUGAGGCUGACCUGGGGACCUGGCGGGCCCCGAGAUACAAAUUGGGUCGACCAUACUUCGAGGAGUACCAACGUGCUAUACAGAUUUCAGAGCCUCAAGAGGACUGGGAUGACAGGAACGCUCUAUACGCGAUACGUUACGAUCUCCUGGUGUCAGCCCUUUUCCCAGAUGAGAGCGGCCUAAAAUUCAGGGAAAUGGCAAUGCUUGAGAUGGAGAGGCUCGUUCAGAAAUAUCCACUAGGUUAUGAGGGCUGGAAAAGCUCCGCUGUUUUGUGAACGUCAUGUAGAAAACACAUGGUAGUUGCGCUUUCCGUUGCCAGUUGAAGCCUGGAAUUGGCAAAUCGUCGUGAUGCUAGAAAUCGAGUUUGCGAGGGAUUUCAAGCACCGGUUGUCUGAGACUGUACCUAUGAAGAUAUCAAUCUAC
This is a messenger RNA of Diaporthe batatas, 1496 nucleotides long. RefSeq lists its product as uncharacterized. Bases 296 to 1348 code for a protein of 350 amino acids. The record is from RefSeq and is a predicted model, not a curated record. NCBI's taxonomy places the organism in Eukaryota, Fungi, Ascomycota, Sordariomycetes, Diaporthales, Diaporthaceae. The transcript has 6 exons.